This is a messenger RNA of Arabidopsis arenosa, 3437 nucleotides long. NCBI's taxonomy places the organism in Eukaryota, Viridiplantae, Streptophyta, Magnoliopsida, Brassicales, Brassicaceae. The record is from the annotation of a GenBank genome assembly.
UCUCUCUAUAAUAAAAUCUUCAAGAUUUUGCAAAAUUCGUCACUUACAAUUUCAAUUUUUCAGAUCUCAAACUUUUUGUUCUCUUUUCCGAUUCCAAUCUUCUCUCGUCUGCUUUCCUCAAAGGUUUUUUCAUCACUUUAUGCUUCACAAGCGAGCUAGUGAAGCUAACGAUAAGAACGAUAAUAGCAUCAUCGGUUCCGAUUUAGCAUCAUCUAAGAAACGCCGUAUCGAUAUCACUGAUUCUUCUUCGUCUGAUAAUAAGUCUUCGAUUGUAGCUUCUGGUAGUAGUAGUAGCGGAUUUCACGGCGAUAGCGUCGCUCACCAAAUCGACAUGGCUUUUGGUAAUUCGAACCGUCAGGAGAUUGAUGAAGAUCUGCAUAGUCGGCAGCUUGCCGUCUAUGGUCGUGAGACUAUGAGGCGUCUCUUUGCUUCCAAUGUUCUCAUCUCGGGGAUGCACGGUCUUGGUGCCGAGAUUGCCAAGAAUCUUAUUCUUGCUGGUGUGAAGUCUGUGACCUUGCAUGAUGAAAGAGUUGUAGAGCUAUGGGACUUAUCUAGCAACUUUGUUUUCUUGGAGGAUGAUGUUGGCAAGAAUAGAGCGGAUGCUUCUGUUCAGAAGUUACAGGAUCUUAACAAUGCUGUGGUUGUCUCUAGCUUGACCAAAAGCUUAACUAAAGAGGAUCUUUCUGGUUUCCAGGUUGUUGUUUUCUCUGACAUAAGCAUGGAAAGAGCAAUCGAAUUUGAUGACUAUUGUCACAGCCAUCAGCCUCCUAUCGCUUUUGUCAAGGCUGAUGUCAGGGGCCUUUUCGGCUCUGUCUUUUGUGAUUUUGGGCCUGAAUUUGCGGUUCUUGAUGUUGAUGGAGAAGAACCCCAUACAGGCAUCAUUGCGUCUAUCUCUAAUGAGAACCAGGCAUUUAUUUCCUGUGUUGACGAUGAGAGGCUUGAAUUUGAAGAUGGUGACCUAGUUGUUUUCUCAGAAGUUGAGGGUAUGACUGAAUUGAAUGAUGGGAAACCAAGGAAGAUAAAAAGUGCACGGCCAUAUUCAUUCAUUCUUGAUGAGGACACUUCAAACUAUGGAACAUAUGUGAAGGGUGGUAUUGUCACUCAAGUGAAACAGCCAAAGUUGCUGAAUUUCAAGCCACUGAGGGAAGCGCUUAAAGAUCCAGGGGAUUUUCUAUUUAGUGAUUUCUCUAAGUUUGACCGCCCUCCACUUCUUCACUUAGCAUUCCAGGCACUUGAUCAUUUUAAAGCUGAAGCUGGCAGAUUUCCUGUUGCUGGCUCAGAAGAGGACGCUCAGAAGCUUAUAUCGAUUGCCACAGCCAUCAAUACCGGGCAGGGUGAUUUAAAGGUGGAGAAUGUUGACCAGAAGCUUCUACGACACUUUUCCUUUGGAGCCAAGGCUGUCCUGAAUCCCAUGGCUGCAAUGUUUGGCGGUAUAGUUGGACAGGAGGUUGUUAAAGCUUGCUCUGGAAAAUUUCAUCCUCUCUUCCAGUUUUUCUACUUUGAUUCAGUGGAGUCACUCCCCACUGAACCUCUGGACUCGAGUGACUUUGCACCAAGAAACAGCCGGUAUGAUGCCCAAAUAUCUGUAUUUGGAGCCAAGUUCCAGAAGAAACUUGAAGAUGCUAAAGUUUUCACAGUAGGGUCUGGUGCUCUUGGCUGUGAGUUCUUGAAAAAUAUGGCUCUGAUGGGGGUUUCUUGUGGAAGCCAAGGAAAGCUGACAGUUACAGAUGAUGAUAUAAUCGAGAAGAGUAACCUCAGUCGUCAAUUUCUGUUCCGUGACUGGAACAUCGGACAGGCUAAAUCCACAGUUGCUGCUUCGGCUGCUGCUGCUAUAAAUCCCCGCUUCAACAUUGAGGCCCUGCAAAACCGUGUAGGCGCUGAGACUGAGAAUGUAUUUGACGAUGCCUUCUGGGAGAACUUAACUGUUGUCGUCAAUGCACUGGAUAAUGUCAAUGCGAGGCUCUAUGUUGAUUCGAGGUGCUUGUAUUUCCAGAAGCCUCUCCUUGAGUCUGGAACUCUUGGUGCAAAGUGUAACACACAGAUGGUUAUCCCACAUCUAACUGAAAAUUACGGUGCCUCAAGGGACCCACCAGAGAAACAGGCCCCCAUGUGUACAGUGCAUUCGUUUCCGCAUAACAUUGAUCACUGUUUAACUUGGGCUCGCUCUGAGUUUGAGGGUCUGCUGGAGAAGACUCCCGCUGAAGUGAAUGCAUAUCUCUCUAGCCCUGUUGAGUACACUAACUCAAUGAUGAGUGCUGGUGAUGCUCAGGCGAGGGAAACAUUGGAGAGGAUUGUUGAGUGCCUUGACAAGGAGAAGUGUGAGACCUUCCAAGACUGCUUAACCUGGGCUCGACUGAGGUUUGAGGAUUACUUUGUAAACCGUGUCAAGCAAUUGAUAUUCACAUUUCCUGAAGAUGCUGCGACUAGUACCGGAUCUCCAUUCUGGUCUGCUCCAAAAAGAUUCCCUCGUCCACUCCAGUACUCGUCUUCUGAUCCAAGUCUCCUUAACUUUAUCACAGCAACUGCUAUUUUACGAGCAGAGACAUUUGGGAUCCCAAUACCUGAGUGGACUAAGAACCCAAAGGAAGCAGCCGAAGCUGUGGACAGAGUGAUAGUCCCAGACUUUGAGCCCAGGAAAGAUGUGAGGAUUGUGACUGAUGAGAAAGCUACCAGUUUAACCAGUGCUUCGGUGGACGACGCUGCAGUCAUCAACGAUCUCAUUUCUAAGAUCGAGCAGUGUAGGCGUAACUUGUCUCCAGACUUCAGGAUGAAACCAAUUCAGUUCGAAAAGGAUGAUGAUACAAACUAUCACAUGGACGUGAUAGCGGGACUAGCCAACAUGAGGGCGAGGAAUUACACCAUCCCUGAAGUCGACAAGCUGAAAGCAAAGUUCAUCGCAGGGAGAAUUAUUCCAGCCAUUGCAACUUCAACAGCCAUGGCUACUGGGCUGGUCUGCCUCGAGCUGUACAAGGUCCUUGAUGGAGGACACAAAGUGGAAGACUACAGAAACACGUUUGCCAACCUGGCACUUCCACUCUUCUCCAUGGCUGAACCAGUUCCACCAAAGGUGGUGAAGCACCGUGACAUGGCUUGGACUGUUUGGGACAGAUGGGUUCUCAAGGGAAACCCAACUCUUCGUGAGGUGUUACAGUGGCUGGAGGACAAAGGGCUUAGCGCAUACAGCAUCUCUUGUGGAAGCUGUCUUCUGUUCAACAGUAUGUUCCCAAGGCACAAGGAGAGGAUGGACAAGAAGGUUGUGGAUCUUGCUCGGGAUAUCGCCAAAGUUGAGUUACCGCCUUAUCGCCACCAUCUUGAUGUAGUGGUGGCUUGUGAGGAUGAAGAUGACAAUGAUGUCGAUAUUCCUCUCGUCUCUAUCUACUUCAGGUAGUGUUUCACAUAAAUAAGAAUUACAGAGAAUAUAAAUUGAAGCAAAGAAU